AUGGGUGGCGGCGACGGCAUUCGGUCGGUCGUGUACUACGUUAACUGGGCGCCAUACGGCCGAAAUCAUCAUCCACAAGACCUACCUGCUGAAUACCUCACUCACAUCCUGUACGCCUUUGCCAAUGUCAGGCCGGAAAGUGGCGAAGUCUACCUGACCGACCCCUGGUCCGACACCGACAAGCACUAUGAUAGCGACAGCUGGAAUGACACCGGGACCAAUGUCUACGGGUGCGUCAAACAGUUGUUCCUUCAAAAGAAGAGGAAUCGCAAUCUCAAGAUCUUGCUGAGUAUUGGUGGCUGGACGUACUCGUCCAAUUUCGCCCAGCCAGCCAGCACCGAGAGCGGCAGGAGGCGCUUUGCAGAGAGCGCCGUCAAGCUCCUCGAGGAUCUUGGCUUUGAUGGACUUGAUGUGGACUGGGAAUAUCCGAAGAACCAUCACGAGGCUGAAGACUUUGUCAAGUUGUUGCGUGAGACAAGAGCCGCUCUAGAUGCUGCUGCGGCCAAACGUCAGAACACCCAUUUCUACUUGACGGUUGCGUGCCCCGCUGGACCUUCCAACUUUGAGAAGUUGAACAUCCCGGAGAUGGAUCGCUUGCUGGAUUUCUGGAACCUGAUGGCGUACGACUACGCAGGGUCGUGGGACCAGCGAGCAGGGCAUCAGGCGAAUCUGUUUCCGUCGAAAUCUCAUCCGGAGUGCACGCCAUUCAGUACGGUCGCCGCGGUCGAGCAUUAUACCCGGCGUGGUGUCGACCCUUCGAAAAUUGUCCUCGGGAUGCCCCUGUAUGGCCGGACAUUCACGUCCACUGCAGGACCUGGGCACUCAUACAGCGGAGUCGGUGAAGGUAGUUGGGAACAGGGGGUUUGGGACUACAAAGCUCUUCCAAAGUCGGAUAGCUCUGAGUACCAUGACCCCCACAUUGGGGCCAGCUGGAGUUAUUCGCCGUCGUCUCAGACGAUGAUCAGCUACGAUACGCCGGCCGUGGUGGUGCAAAAGGCGGCCUUUGUCCGCGACUAUGGCCUGGCCGGAGGCAUGUGGUGGGAAUCUUCUGCUGAUAAAGCUGUCGGCGGCGGCAGCCUCAUUGAGACCUUUGUGACACAAAGUGGCGGACCGGGUCGACUGGAGGAGGCUAAGAACUGUCUGUCGUACCCCGAAAGCAAAUAUGAGAAUCUACGGAACCAGUUGGACUAG
Molecule: messenger RNA, 1191 nt
Organism: Capronia epimyces CBS 606.96
Lineage: Eukaryota; Fungi; Ascomycota; Eurotiomycetes; Chaetothyriales; Herpotrichiellaceae
Product: chitinase
Exons: 1
Coding region: 1-1191 (396 amino acids)
Biological process (GO): chitin catabolic process; carbohydrate metabolic process
Cellular component (GO): extracellular region
Molecular function (GO): chitin binding; chitinase activity
Source: RefSeq, a predicted model, not a curated record